AUGGAUCUAACACGAGAACAAAUUCGAGUUAUGAUUUAUUAUGAUUACAAAAAACAAUUAUCACAAGAGGAAUGUCUUGAAUCAUUGCACAAAACCUUUGGUGACUCUUGUGUUUCUCGUGCCACAGUUUACAAUUGGUUUGCUGAAUUCAGUCGUGGCAGGGAUCACUUUGAAGAUGAACCUCGUGCUGGUCGACCAAGAACUGCAGUCGCUCCAGAAAACAUCGAAGCUGUUCGUGAACUGGUAAAUAUUGAUCCACAUAUCACAUGUCAACAGAUAGAAGACACUUUACAGAUCGGAUCGGCAUUAACGGAAAUUAUUCUUCAUGAUUAUCUUGGUUUAAAAAAAGUUACAUGUCGUUGGGUGCCACAUUCUUUAAGUGAAGCUCAAAAACAGGACCGUGUUGACUAUUGCCUACAAAUGCUCGAAGAAUUCGACGGCGGCAAGUCAAAACGUGUGUAUGAUAUUAUCACUGGUGAUUAA
This is a messenger RNA of Rotaria sp. Silwood2, 483 nucleotides long. Lineage: Eukaryota; Metazoa; Rotifera; Eurotatoria; Philodinida; Philodinidae. The record is from the annotation of a GenBank genome assembly.